AUGCCCGCCAAAGAGUCCCCAAACCGGGGGUCUUUUGAAAUCCUUUCUCAAGCAGCAGAGGCACCAUGCGACGGUACUCAAGUAUGGUAUGAAGAACCUAACGAGCGUUCGAACCACAAGUGCCCCACGAAAAUUGAGCCAAAUGUACUGUCAGUAGUGGAAACAGAUCCAGGAUCCAAUCCGAAUCGAAAAUAUACGGGUUUGAAGGCUAGCAAUCAAACCAAAUCGAAAGAUUCAGUCGAUGCUCUCUUGAAGAAAAUCGCCAUCUCUUUGGCUGACAGCUGGAUCUCUGAAGCACUUGGUUGCGCCGUAGCUAUCAUUGCGUUAAUCUGCCUCAUAUCGGUCCUCCGCCAUUUUGACGGCUCCGUCUGGACGAACCUGCCGCUUCACAUCUCCAUCAACGCAUUGGUCGCUGUACUCGCUGCGGUGAUUAAGGCUUCAAUUCUUUUACCAGUCGCUGAAGGGAUAAGUCAGCUAAAAUGGCAAUGGUUCUCCGAUAUCAAGCCAUUGACUGACUUCGAUAAAUUCGACCGUGCCAGCAGAGGACCCUGGGGGUCUCUGCUGCUUGUCUUCCACUUACAAAGUCGUCAUCUCGCUGCCCUCGGUUCCUGGAUCACAAUUCUUGCGCUUGCUAUAGAUCCAUUCACUCAGCAAAUUCUUCGCCCAAUAUCUUGUCAGAAAGUCUCCACAAACUCAGUAGCGCGCAUACCCCGCGCAAUGAACAUGAUAGGGAUAGGAUUCCAUACUGGUGGGGGUACAGCAGUCCUCAGCCCUGAAAUGGCUGCGGCGAUUUAUAUUGGCCUCAUCAGCGAGCAGAGUGUUACUGAGUAUGAGUGCUCUACUGGUAAUUGCACCUUCCCAUCGGCACCCGGAUCGAAUGCAAAUUUCCAAACCUUUGCUAUGCAGUCAUCCUGCGUGGAUGUUACGAACGAGACGAGGCGCAUUCAGCAGUCGUCAGUAUACUACAUACCCAGAUUGGGUAAUUUCUCGACGGGAGUCGGAGUUGACAUAACUCCUCAAAUACUUCGAACCACAUCGACUGGCCAUAAAAGACUGCAAUUCCCAGAGUAUUGGCCUUCAGGUGCCGAAGAGUCAACCCUCUUUAGCUUCACUGUUCAUACCCUCACUGUGGACUGGGCGCACGCCAAUACUUCAAAUGUUUUCUUUAAAGACGUUGUCCAUCCUUUCGCCACAGAAUGCCGUCUAUGGCCGUCUAUUCAAACUAUCGAAUCAAGCAUCCAGCUAUCCAAUUUGAAAGAGACCGUUUUGUCGGCAGAACCAGUAUCGGGUCCCAACUCACCAGGCUCCUUCAACUAUCCCUUCCUACACAUAUCUACCAAAACUUUACGCAAUGGUACUUGGGAGCCAUGCACAUACAGUUCAAAUUACUCUAUAAAGACCCCAGUUGGAGUCUUUAAUAACACUCUAUGGGCCAAUGGAUAUAAUUCCGACGUCCCCGAUGAGCUCCAGUGGUAUCCAGAAGACUGCAUAUGGGCCAUGGACCAAGACACUGAAUGGGCCCUCUUGACCUUCCUCGACGAUCGGUUCGAUCAAAAAACACUCAAACUAGCAUACAGCCUUCGAAACCCGAGUGCGUCCGAUGGUGAGUUUUGGAUCAAGAAUCUUUACCGCAAUGGUACCACGAAUCUAGACUCUGUCGAAGCCUUCACAGCGCGAUUGUCGAGAGCAAUGUCAGCUUCCAUUCGACUACUCGACUCGAAGAAGAGCGAGAAGUCCGGUUUUGUCCAAGGCGAUGCAAUGCAGACCGAAACGUGCGUGCAAGUGCGGUGGAGUUGGGUCGCUUUUCCGGCCAGCAUAGUGGCCAUGACGUGCGUUUUUCUUGCCGUGACGGUAUGGAAGAUAUACCGUAGUGAGGCCAAGUAUGGAAAAAGGACGUGGAAAUCUUCGAGUUUGGCCGUACUCUUUGGAGGGUUGGAUGAAGCGAUUCGGCAGAGAUGCGGGCCCAUGGCCAGGCAGAGCGAGAUGCUGACUUGCGCGAAGGACUUGGAAUUAAGUUUGAGACCUCAGCAGAAUGGUUGGAGGCUUACAAAAGGUGAUUAA
Molecule: messenger RNA, 2061 nt
Organism: Bipolaris maydis ATCC 48331
Lineage: Eukaryota; Fungi; Ascomycota; Dothideomycetes; Pleosporales; Pleosporaceae
Source: RefSeq, a predicted model, not a curated record